Molecule: messenger RNA, 579 nt
Organism: Cyphellophora attinorum
Lineage: Eukaryota; Fungi; Ascomycota; Eurotiomycetes; Chaetothyriales; Cyphellophoraceae
Exons: 1
Coding region: 1-579 (192 amino acids)
Source: RefSeq, a predicted model, not a curated record
AUGACUUCAACAUAUCGCAUCGAUCUCGCUUCAACAACGGAUGCCGGGCCAAUCACUUCGGCCGAACCUGUCCCGUCCGAACCGCUACUUUUGAAUGGCCCACCCGACGAUGGCCUCCGAUACUAUUCCUGGCUAGACUUGCUCAUGGGGUAUCGAUCGACCCACCUACCCUACAUCUCAUACCCCGAACAAGCACUUCCCGGCCAGGCUAUCAGUGAUGUCCUUCCGAGCAACGUUAUGGUUCCAACCCCUUCAGUAUUGGGUGUUGACGCCAAUCCUGCAAUCAUAACCGGCACCACCGCUAUGCCAGCUUUUGGUCAUAUUGGAUUUGACAAUCCGCUUGCUACGAGAUUGGCCCCGCUUCCAGUCCUCAUCACCAUCGCAACUGUGACCUAUGGCGCAUUGAUGUAUGGCGCAUUCUUGGUGUUGAACAAGCGAGUGGUGGGAAAAAAGCCGAAAUCCAAGCAGAGAGAUACGGCAUGGCAGGAAACAGAGGCGCCAUCCCUCGGCUGUCAUGAAGUUAUAAUGAACGCCACAGCCUCCACGCCAUCAGCGCACGAAAGGGCGUCACUGGGAUGA